Messenger RNA from Penicillium argentinense, 858 nucleotides. RefSeq lists its product as uncharacterized. The transcript has a single exon. The record is from RefSeq and is a predicted model, not a curated record. Bases 1 to 858 code for a protein of 285 amino acids. Lineage: Eukaryota; Fungi; Ascomycota; Eurotiomycetes; Eurotiales; Aspergillaceae.
AUGGCAGGCAGUGAUUCCCCGGCUACUAAUUGCCGCUUUUCCACGCGCAUUUCGCUACGAUGGCUUCCAGAGCCUGCUCACGAAACUACGGACACAAUUGUGAUGUCCGUGAAGGGCUGGUAUCUUGAUCUGAGAAUGGACAAGUACACAGGCGAGAUAAACUGGGCCAUUGCCGGUCAGCGGCUGAUUGAAAGCCAAGAACCCCGUUUGUCUCUCUCAAAGCAAGCUAUUCCAAUAUUCAAAGUUGUGUCUAAUAUUCUCGCAGUCGAGGUCUCUUUUACCCAUGAGCUUGACUCCCACAAUGCCUUCGAGAGUGCCGACUGUGGCACCUUCGUCACUCUUCCAAAUGGCGAUGACCUCGAGACUGGGUCAAUGCCCCGACCAGAUCUGCCAGGCACACCUGUUACGGCAUAUGAGGAGAUUUGGCGGGAGCUGCCAUUCCGUGAAGGACCAGAGGGUCCGAAGAAAGGCAUCUCAUGGAUUCUCGAAUCAGAUGAUGAAAAUCUCGGCGAAGGAGAGGUGACCGUGACCAAGACCUUUUUGGGCCGGAUCUGGGGGACGUUUCUGAGCCUUCAACAGGACCAGGUCCAUGGAAGGAAGAAGGGAUCUGACGGGAAAUGGACUGUAAGCAAAACAGGUGCUGAUGUUAGUGCCAGGCGAGAGGAAUGGAGCUCAGGAUGGAAAGAGCGAUAUGUGGUUGGCAAAAAUGGAGCCACUUUGCCUUCAAUCAUCACUGGAUUUGAAGGCGAGGGGGAAGGACCUUGGCGAGUACCCGGCGAGAAGGUGAAGAUCCAAGGAAAAUGGUAUAUAGUUCGAGCAUUUGAGGAGAUUUCAUCCUCGUUGCCAAGUAGACUUUGA